AUGAAGGCCUCUCUCAUGUCCGCGGUCCUCGGCGCCGCUGCUUUCGUGGCCGCCGCCGCCUCCGACGUCAAGACCGUCGAUGUCUACACGCGCCUCAUGACCUGGAACAUCCGCCUGGCUGUCGGCGUCCCCGGCGCGGGCGAGGAGCUGUGGAGCAAGCGCCGGCCCGGGAUGCGCGCCGCGCUCAACUACGAGGUCGCCGGGCGCCCGGAGGCGCUGCUCUGCUUCCAGGAGGUCCUCAACUCGCAGCGGCUCGACCUCGCCGAGGACCUCGCGCCGCUCGGUUACAAGCACGUCGGCGUCGGCCGCGACGACGGCGGCUUCAAGGGCGAGUUCUCGCCCAUCUUCUACCGCUCCGACGCGUGGGACCUCGAGCAGAACCGCACGUACUGGCUCAGCGAGACGCCUGAUGUUCCCUCCAAGGGAUGGGACGCCGCUCUGCCCCGCAUCGUGACGGUCGCCCAGUUCCGCCACAAGAAGACGGCGGCGCCCUUCAUCUACAUGUGCACCCACUUCGACCACGUGGGCGAGCAGGCGCGCGUCGAGGCCGGCCGGCUCAUCUCCAAGAUCGCGGCCGAGUGGUCCGAGAAGUCGACCGAGGGCGGCCGCAAGACGCCCGUCUUCCUCGGCGGCGACCUCAACGUCACGCCCGACAACCAGGCCUACAAGGAGCUCAUCGCGCCGGGCAACAUGUUUGACGUCAAGCACAUCGUGCCCAAGGAGCUGCACCACGGCAACAAGAUGACCUACACGGGCUUCAACCUGCCGGCCGACAAGUUCACCGAGAUCGACCACAUCUUCGUCAAGGACCCCUCGGUGGUCAAGCUGGAGAGCUUCGCCGUCCUGCCUACGUGGUUCGACGACAAGCUGUACAUCUCUGACCACCGCCCUGUUGUCGUGGACGUUGUGUUUAAGAGCAACAAGGUCUGCAAGGCCCGCAAUUAA
Molecule: messenger RNA, 945 nt
Organism: Thyridium curvatum
Lineage: Eukaryota; Fungi; Ascomycota; Sordariomycetes; Thyridiales; Thyridiaceae
Exons: 2
Coding region: 1-945 (314 amino acids)
Molecular function (GO): 3'-5'-RNA exonuclease activity
Source: RefSeq, a predicted model, not a curated record